Molecule: messenger RNA, 546 nt
Organism: Lactuca virosa
Lineage: Eukaryota; Viridiplantae; Streptophyta; Magnoliopsida; Asterales; Asteraceae
Source: the annotation of a GenBank genome assembly
GCCAGUCUUCCUCUACCUCUGCACACUCUCUCUCUCCCUUAUCUUUGCAAGCCCUAAGACGCCACCACCAGCAUCGAACCCCAUAAGCUUUAGGCUGUAACAAUAAUGGACGCAACCACUGUCAUGCCUACACCAACGGUCGCCAUUCAACAUGUAACCAAAGCUUCCUCCAACGAAAUCCUCAAAAAAUUCAUCGAAUUAGCUUCUCCUGAUCGUCCGUCCAAAAAAUCAUCACGUUUAUCGAAACGACAAAAGAUAUAUGCGCAAUCAUUAACACUCAUCACCUGUGAAAGCUCUGAGUUUAUCGGCACAUUAGUCAUUCAAAGAAAGUCACUUCUUCCACCUAUUUUAUCCGGUCACAGAUCAUCCGGCACGAGGAAGCUCAUUAGUCACAUAAAAGUUGGGAGAGCUCAGUUAAGGUCUAGGAACAGAUCAGUUUUCGAAACAAUCGAGAAGACUUGGCAAAGAACCCUUGAUGGAGCGCCGAAGAUGUUAAAGGAGAAGCAGUAUAACAGGCAUAAACGCUUGCUAAGCGAUACGACCUAG